Molecule: messenger RNA, 653 nt
Organism: Didymodactylos carnosus
Lineage: Eukaryota; Metazoa; Rotifera; Eurotatoria; Philodinida; Philodinidae
Source: the annotation of a GenBank genome assembly
AAUUAUAGAAUCCGGUCUUUUGAGUAUAACUGACAACACCUUUGUUAUGCUACGGCUGUCAUAACGUAUUAGGAAAACUUGAUCAUAGAAUUGUUUCACUCCCAUAACAGUCAGGCGUUUAUCUUUUUUCAGAGUCCGUUUACAUUUUUCAAUUCCUCAACGGUACUCAAAUAUUUAUUAAAAUAAACUUCGGUUACCUUUAUUAUAUUUUAACAAUGAAUGAACCUUUUUACAGUAAACAGUUGCUGUCAUGUUGGCUGUUCUCUUAGAAAAGCGCAUGAUGUGUGAGAAGGAUUGAGUUCAUCAACAUUUAUUUUGUUCAAUUUAUUCUCUUCUUUUUAUCGUUUAGAUUUUAUGGUAAACAGGAAAAACAAAAAUCUCGUCAGUCUUCUCAACCACCACCUCCUUCUUCAUCCACCAACCAAAAUGUUGAUUUAUAUGCGAUAUUAGGUGUUAAUAAAACGUCAACCGAUAAAGAAAUAAAAUCUGCCUAUUUAUCAAAAGCUAAAGAAUUGCAUCCUGAUCGAAAUCCAGGCAAUCAAGAUGUAGAAGAAAAAUUUAAAUUAGUCAAUCAAGCAUAUGUUAUACUUAGUGAUAAACAUCAGCGAGAACAAUAUGAUCAACACGGAUAUUCUAAUGUUAAAUAUAAUUGA